Messenger RNA from Boleophthalmus pectinirostris (great blue-spotted mudskipper), 3602 nucleotides. RefSeq lists its product as uncharacterized. Gene Ontology annotation, molecular function: DNA-binding transcription factor activity; sequence-specific DNA binding. The record is from RefSeq and is a predicted model, not a curated record. Gene Ontology annotation, biological process: regulation of DNA-templated transcription. Lineage: Eukaryota; Metazoa; Chordata; Actinopteri; Gobiiformes; Gobiidae. Bases 209 to 1051 code for a protein of 280 amino acids. The transcript is spliced from 4 exons.
AGGCACUCCCUCAAUCACACUGAAGUGGAUUCAGCUGAGCAGUUGGGAGCCUACAGCUGAGUGGGGCUGGGCUCCUUGCUCCAUGCAUCUGAAUUCCACAUGUAAAUGAAUCUAAUGAUUAUUGUACAGCAAAGGCACUGCAUCUUAAUAGGCUUUAACACAGGACAGCCAUACUCCCAUUUGAUCUCCCAGUAAACAAGGGUGCAAGAUGGAGAACAGUGACUCCUGCUUCUCGGUUUGCCGAGCUCAACAUGUUCUGUUUUCAAAAAGCACAACUUAUCUAGCAAAAAUAGCAGUGAUUCUGCAAGAUGCCCCAGACAAAAUGCUCACAUUUAGUCAGUUGAUUUAUAGAGUUGCACCACUGAUCCCUGAAGAUAAAAAAUCUGUCGAAGGCAACAUUAGAGUCUGUCUUUCCAGUAACAAGUGUUUUGUUAAGGUCCCACUGACUCCUGGGUCCCAGAACAGUAAAAAGAACUACUGGAAACUGGACACAAAGCAGAUCACAGAGAAGAUGGUGCGCCGUCACUUCAGACUGAUCCUGGAGUUCUUCCCCGAGUUGGCCUCAAAACUCCAAAUUCAAAUUCAACCACCAGAGAAGAGGAUUUCAGUCUCAUCAUUUGAAGAUGCCUGCAAAGUCAAAUGUAAAGUCAAGUUUAGCAGUCCUUUUUCUAUUGAAUCUAUUCUACGGAGGGAGAGUCCACGUGCCAGGACCCCCACACCUUCUCCUCUGUCCACUGUCACAUUCAGAGCAGAGCAGCAAUCUGGACUGUCUCACAUUGGGUUAAAAAGAACCUUCAACUGUGAAACAGAUGAGCUUGACCGUGCAUUUGAACCUUCCCCCAUGUGGCCGGUAAGGGGCAGCACACCCCACGGACUCUGUUUACCUAGAGCUGCAAAAAUCAUCAAGAGGAAUCACGAGAGCAAUGAGCCCACAUUCGCCAUGAACAUCAGCAGAGCCGGCUCUGGUCCCUAUUUCAGCAGCCCUCACAGCAUCCACAACACUUACUCUGCACCAAUUCUCUGCCACGAUGCCCACCGAUACAGACUAUGACAGUAGGCCACUUAUAACACAAAGUUUGCACUAUUUUUGUCUAUAAUUUAGCCUGUCUCACCAGUUUUGUUUUUUUGUUUUUUGUUUGUGUGGAAGCUGCCCGACUGGUGAUUAAUAGAAAACCUCAAGCCUAAAAAGGCCACUCCCUACGAGUUUUUAUUUUUGUUUAUUUUUGUUAGGUUUUUAUUUUUGUUGUGACAGGAAAGAGUUAUAGACCUACCCCCUUACGGUAGCGUUUACAUGUGUUUUUGUAUUGUACUAUUUGUUUUACAUAUGUUUAGAAUUGUUUUUAGAUAUGAGUUCAAAGACUGAACAUUUUGCUGUCUCGUAUAAAGUGUGAAAUGAUGCGAUGUAUCCAUGCUCUUUUUGUAAUCUAAAUCCAGACUAGAGUUGACUGACCACUGUGGCAGAUUGUCUGUUUGCUCUUCUCCAGAGCUACAAUGUCCACUGCCUUCACGUUAACCCCAGACUCAGAUUACUGUAAAUUUACGAUACAGCAAUUUUGCAUUUGUUAAGAAGCCUACUGUAUUUUUUAUAAUUUUAUAUGUGAAUAUUUGUAGAAUUUUCUAGGCUCCGAACUAAGAUGAGCUGUUCAGCCUUUGCCAUCAGAUGCCCACUCUCUCCCUGUGUGGGAUUACUGCUGGACGACCUAGAUUGCUAUUCCAACCCUCCUGCCCUGUAUUUUUCUCUCUGGUUCCCUCCCUCUAUCAGAUAGUCAACAGAUUACACACUGAGCAAACCGCCACACAGCUGCAGAGCAUGUGACAUGCUGGGGAAAGACACAAAAGCAUUUAUCUCUUGUUUCUUGAAUUCCUGUGGAUUUUUGUGGCUCUUCACUAGUGGCACAGUAGCCCCACUGACCUUUGUUGGACACUAUCGACUGUUUAAUGAAAUGUGUGAUUAAGACCUAUAAUGGAAGUCACCCAGAGUCAGGAAGUUCAUGAUGUUGGAAUCACACUGCGUAUGCUGUCUGGAGAAUACGCAGCGUGUGCACCAGUAAGCCUGCCCAGUUUAGAAAUGGGCUACAGACAAUUCAUGCAGAUUAGUAUUACCAAUUGAUCAUAUUGCUUAUUUUAUCUUUAACUCGUCAGACACCCACGUAUUUACUUUUGUUUAUUGCAACCAGCCAUUAAAACACAAUUUUCACGUAGCCAUCAAAAGAAUUCCACAUGUUUGAUGCGCUCCAUGAUCCCAGCAUACCAGUAACGACAAAAUAAAGUGCGUGCAGAUACAUAAACCCAAUCCAACCAAAUGCCACUUUCAACAGUGCCAGGUUGGGACUUGUAGGAUACUUGUGGCUACACGCGCGUCCUAAAGGUGUGGCCUGUCUGUCGUUCAUGUUGUCACGUUUACAUCCGGCGUGCUCUAGUCACGUCUCUCUCGUCCGCUAAAUCUUGACCACGCCCACCCAUGCUUCAUAUUCGUUUUAUACAUGCCUUUCGCAUAUUUCCUUCAUUACUUUGAAUUCAACACACAUUUUUCAUUACUGAACCAAAAAUAGCUUUAAUGUAAUUUGGUAAUAUAAGUUGAUUAAAAAAAUAAAAAUUUCCUUUUUGUACAGUGUGCAAAUGACCUUUGGAUUUCAUAGUAGUUUUACUGCAUGAGAACAGUUUGUUUGUCUGCUUCACAAAGGAGGUUAUUAACAAAAGUGAUAUCCAGUCCCCCACCAAUAGGCCUGGUCUAUUGAUCAUUAACAGUCACCCUGUAAAUUAACCAGCCAUCACGGGGUUGUUUUAUGUCCCACUUUUCACAGAGACUUUUAAUCAUUGAUUUUAAUAUGUUAUACUAUUGUAACCUUUUUCAGAACGUUUUUAAAUGUGCAAGUCAAUGUUGGUCAGUCCUAUUUUUAUUCACAGUUAACUUUGGGAUACUUUUUAUCUUUUGGGACUCCUCAUCCCAAGCACUCAACAGCUGUUUCCCCUGUUUGGAGGUGUUUGUUGUUUUGACUGCAAUUUGUUCCUGAAUAAGAACGAGUGAAAAUAGAGGCCUCCCUGCUUCACAGCAGGAGCUGAAAUACAGUAGUACAUAUUACUUAAUGGUGGAAAAUAUUACUUUGAAAGAGAUACAUGGUUUUGAAUUGAAAUUACAGACAAAAUUAGAUGGAAGUAAUAAGGACACUAAAAUACAUUUAUCUCAGACUGUAAAAAAAAUAAUAAAAUAAAAUAAAAUAGAAAGAAUGUGAUUUCAGUAGGCCUAAAAAACACUGAUAAAUAGGUUAUGUCUUGAGUUGCCUUGGCCAUCAGCUUAUGUCAUCCCGACCUUGUGUGUGCAUGGACAUUUACUGAUGAAAUGCAAUGUACCUGCUGCUGGAAAAAAUAUAUAUUUUCUGUAAUUUAGUGAGACAAUAAUUAGUUUCACAUGGCAGUGUUGCGUUACUGAGGCCUCACAAAUUAGUUCUGUGGUUAACCUGAUGAACAGUGACCGUGGAUCUGAGGGGAUUAGGUAAGAUGUCUGUUUACACUGUAAACUUAUGUAACAGUUAGAUUCUGGUGCACACACGGUGUCAUGCAGUGUUUGCUCCAUCUAUGUCUAAACAUGAUUUGUUGCCGUG